Molecule: messenger RNA, 8088 nt
Organism: Oncorhynchus gorbuscha (pink salmon)
Lineage: Eukaryota; Metazoa; Chordata; Actinopteri; Salmoniformes; Salmonidae
Product: protein unc-80 homolog
Biological process (GO): monoatomic cation homeostasis
Cellular component (GO): axon; cation channel complex
Molecular function (GO): monoatomic cation channel activity
Source: RefSeq, a predicted model, not a curated record
AUGAGGGACUACGCCAACAAGGACUCGCUCAACAACAUCGUGGACUUCCUGCACGCACUCCUGGGCUUCUGCAUGGAGCCCAUCGUCAGUGUUUGUGAGGCAUGUGCCGAGAUCUGUGUGUGUGUGUGUACUGUAUGUUCCCCUACGUCCGGUGGUGUGGGGGUGCCGUGUACUUAUGGUACACGUCCAUGUGUUUGCUGCUGGCCUGAACAUCAUCAACUUGUGUACCACAUCUCUUCUCUUGCAGAGUACGGCAGUGCAGGUGAGAGGUCCAGGAGGGUGAAAAAAAGACCCAUCGAUAAGGCCGGGUUCGGGAACAACUUCACCACGGGGGACAACAAGUCACUGGCCCAGAACAUGGAGGCAGUGGUGGUGGGCUGCAUGUUCAAGUCUCUGAUCACUCGCUGUGCCUCCACCACACACGAGCUGCACAGUCCUGAGAACCUGGGUCUGUACUGUGACAUCCGCCAGCUGGUGCAGUUCAUCAAGGAGUCCCAUGGCAACGUGUUCCGCAGGGUGGCACUGAGCGCGCUCCUGGACUCGGCCGAGAAAGUGGCCACCACCAAGAAGCCAGAGGAGAAGGAGGAGCCUAUCACCAAACCAUCCAGGAGGUCAGAGGCAGGUGUGUCUGGGGAAAAGGGAGGGCAGCCGUCCACCGCUGCAGACGAGUGCCGCAGCUGCAUAUCCAGCCGCCCCCCCCAGACACCAGAGCAUGAUGAACAGAUUCGGGGGGCUCUGCUGGGCAAGAAGGACUUCUGGAGGAAGAUGUUCAAGUCACAGAGUGCUGCCAGCGACACCAGCAGCCUAUCAGAGCAGGACACGUCGGAGUGCACCACCGCCCACUCGGGCACCACCACGGACCGACGCACCCGCUCACGCUCCCGACGCAUCUCCCUGCGCAAGAAGCUCAAGCUGCCCAUCGGUAACUGGCUUAAGCGGUCAUCUCUCUCUGGGCUGACCGACGGGGUGGAGGACUUGUUGGACAUCAGCUCUGUGGACCGACUCUCCUUCAUCCGCCAGAGCUCCAAGGUGAAGUUCACCAGCAACGUGAAGCUGUCAGAGGGCGGCGGGGGAGCGGGGGGCGUGGAGUACGGCCGGGACGAGGAGGAGAAUUUCUUCAAGCGGCUCGGGCCCCAGGGGUUCCAGGAGCGCCUGGCGGCCAGCCAGGAGGCCAUGAAGAACAAGAACGUGGUGAACCUGACGGCCAUCCGCCAGGGCAUGAAACGCUUCCAGUUCCUGUUGAACUGCUGCGAGCCAGGCACCAUCCCUGACGCAUCCAUCCUGGCCGCUGCACUCGACCUGGAAGCUCCCGUGGUUGCCAGAGCCUCCCUGUUCCUGGAGUGCGCCCGCUUCGUCCACCGUUGUAACCGUGGCAACUGGCCCGAGUGGAUGAAGGGUCACCACGUGAACAUCACCAAGCGGGGUCUGUCUCGGGGACGCUCGCCCGUGGUAGGAAACAAGAGGAACCAGAAGCUCCAGUGGAAUGCAGCCAAGCACUUCUGUCAAUGGGGAGAUGCCAUUGGUACGCGUCUCAGUGAGCUGUGCCACUCAGACAGCGAGAGUCCUGCCAACAUCCUGGGUUUUAUCUACGACGAGGAGACCAAGCGAAGAUUGAGAAAGGAGGACGAGGAGGAGGACUACUUAGACGACAAUACAGUCAACCCAACAAAAUGCGGCUGUCCUUUCGCUCUCAAGAUGGCCGCCUGCCAGUUACUGCUGGAGAUCACCACGUUCCUCAGAGAGACAUUCCCCUGCCUCCCCCGGCCACGCACAGAGCCCCAAGUGGAUUUGGAGAGCUGUCGAUUGAGGCUGGACCCUGAGCUGAGUCACCACCGUUAUGAGAGGAAGAUCAGCUUUGCCGGUAUCCUAGACGAUGAGGACGGCCACGACUCUUUGAACAGCAGCAGCCACACACUCAAGUCUGACACGGCCUGCGACGACAAGAAGGCCCAGGAGCCUCUGGCUCCCAUCAGGAAGAGUCGUGCCGGGGGCUCUCGCCUGCUGCAGAUCAAGGGGGCCAGGAGUUUCAGGGUGAAGAAGGGGGGCUCUCUGUCCUCCAUCCGCCGGGCCGGAAGCCUGAAGAGCACCAAGAUGUCCCGCCAAGACUCAGAGUCAGAGAACGAGGAGGGACUGCUGUCCCAGAGCAGGGACACUGUCACUGACAUAGGGUUCAGGAGGCAUGGCGGAGCAGAGGACAACUACCACCGUAACAUGUCCUGGCUACAUAUCAUGAUUCUGCUGUGCAACCAGCAGAGUUUCAUCUGUACCCACGUGGAGUUCUGCCACCCACGCUGCUACCAGCACCACAGCCGCUCCUGUGCCCGCCUGGUGCGUGCCAUCAAGCUGCUCUACGGGGAGACAGUGGACAGCCUGAGAGAAGACAGUGCAGGGAACAUCAGUAGCCGGUCCAAGAAAAACAAGGAGUGGUCAGACAAGUCAAGUCUGAGGACCCCGUCCAUGAAGAGACGCCCCAAAGACUCCAACACCGAGGGCAAGAAGGACACGGGCAUGCUCAAGUACAUCCGCAACCAGGUGAUGAGCCUGUCCCCAGCUCCUCUGUCACUGCUGAUCAAGGCGGCGCCCAUCCUGACAGAGGACAUGUACGCAGACGUCCAGCCUGCAGCCUGGGAGCUCCUGCUGAGUGUGGACGAGCAUAUGGCUGCCGCUGCAGCUGCCAUGUUCUUGCUGUGUGCGGUGAAGGUGCCUGACUCGGUGACAGAGAUGAUGAUGGCUGAGUUCCAGCACGCUGAGGCGAGCCAGCGCAUCAACUCGGUGUUCAAGUUCUACACGCUGUGGCGCUUCCGCUACCAGGUGUGGCCGCGCAUGGAGGAGGGUGCCCAGCAGAUCUUCAAGAUCCCUCCGCCCAGCAUCAACUUCACCCUGCCCUCACCUAUCCUGGGCAUGCCCUGUGUGCCCAUGUUUGACCCGCCCUGGGUACCCUCCAACACUGGCAGCGUCCAAGACCCAAUCAACGAGGACAACUCUAAAUCUUUCUCGGCGCGGGCCGUGUCGCGCUCCCACCAGCGUGCAGAGCAUAUCCUGAAAAACCUGCAGCAGGAGGAGGAGAAGCGGCGUCUUGGGCGCGAGGCCAGCAUCAUCACAGCCAUCCCCGUGGCCCAAGAGGCCUGCUACGAACCCACCUGCAGCCCCCCGCCCGAGCAGGAGGAGGAAGCAGAAGAAGAGGUCAAUCUGGCGUCUCGCCGCAUGUCCGUCACUCCGUCCUGCACCUCCAGUAACUCUCACAGGAACUACUCCUUCCGCCGCGGCUCCGUGUGGUCAGUCCGCUCCGUGGUCAGCGCCGAGGAUGAGGAGAACACUACGGAGCACACGCCCACUCAUCACAUGCUGCAGCCCCCCCAGGCCGUCUUCCCAGCAUGCAUCUGUGCCGCCGUCUUACCCAUAGUGCACCUGAUGGAGGACGGGGAGGUGCGAGAGGACGGUGUGGCAGUGAGUGCAGUGGCCCAGCAGAUCCUGUGGAACUGUCUGAUCGAAGACCCCGCCCUGGUGCUCAGGCACUUCUUGGAGAAGCUCACCGUUAGCAAUCGACAGGACGAGCUGAUGUACAUGCUGAGGAAGCUGUUGAUGAACAUCGGUGACCUUCCAGCCCAGACCUCUCACAUCCUCUUCAACUACCUGGUGGGGCUGAUUAUGUACUUUGUGCGUACUCCGUGUGAGUGGGGUAUGGAUGCCAUCUCGGCCACCCUGACCUUCCUGUGGGAGGUGGUGGGCUACGUGGAGGGGCUCUUCUUCAAGGACCUCAAACAGACCAUGAAGAAGGAGCAGUGUGAGGUCAAGCUGCUGGUCACUGCAUCCAUGCCAGGAACCAAGACCCUGGUAGUGCACGGACAGAAUGAGUGUGACAUUCCUACCCAGUUGCCUGUACAUGAAGACACUCAGUUUGAUGCCUUGCUCAAGGAGUGUUUGGAGUUCUUCAACAUUCCCGAGUCUCGGUCGGCACACUACUUCCUCAUGGACAAGCGCUGGAACCUCAUUCACUAUUCCAAGACCUUUGUGAGGGACAUCUAUCCGUUCAGGAGGUCUGUGUCUCCCCAGCUCAACCUGGUCCACAUGCUGCCAGAGAAAGGACAGGAACUCAUUCAGAAACAGGUGUUUUCCCGUAAACUGGAGGAGGUGGGCCGUGUUCUAUUCCUCAUCUCCCUGACCCAGAACAUGCCGGCCGUCCACAAACAGUCCCAUGUGUCCAUGCUCCAAGAAGACCUGCUCCGCCUGCCCUCCUUCCCCCGCACGGCCAUCGACGGGGAGUUCUCUCUCUUCAGCGAGCCACAGGGCAAGGAGCUCUUUGGCCUGGACACUCUCCACAAAGUCCUGUGGAUCAAACUACUGGAAGAGAUGUUUCUGGGCAUGCCCAGUGAGUACCCGUGGGGGGACGAGAUCAUGCUCUUCCUGAACGUGUUCAACGGUGCCCUGCUGCUGCACCCCGAGGACAGCGCCCUCCUCAGGCAGUACACGGCUACUGCCAUCAACACGGCCGUUCACUUCAACCACCUGUUCUCCCUGAGUGGAUACCAGUGGCUCCUCCCCACCAUGUUGCAGUCCUAUGCUGACUAUGAGAGUAACCCGCUGCUGAGACAGGGGAUAGAGUUCUGCGUCAGACAGUUCUACAUCCUGCACCGUAAACCCUUCAUCCUCCAGCUGUUUGCCAGUGUGGCCCCACUGCUGGAGUUCACAACGUGCACCAGUACAGGCCUGUCUAAGGGGGUGUCUGCUCAGUGCCUGUUUGACCUGCUGGUCUCUCUGGAGGGGGAGACGCGUGAUACCCUGGAUGCCCUGGAGCUGGUCAAGGCUGAAAAACCCCUCCGAUCCCUGGACUUCUGCUAUGGUAGUGAGGACCUGGCCUUCUCCAUCAGUGAGUCCAUCAAGCUGUGUGUGACGGUGGUGGCCUACGCCCCAGAGUCUUUCAGGAGCCUACAGAUGCUGAUGGUGCUGGAGGCCCUGGUGCCGUGUUUUCUCCAGAAGCUGAAGAGCAACACCAUGACCAUGGAGUCAGCCUCGGCAGCGCGGGACGAGAUCGCCGCCAUCGCAGCCCUGGCCACCUCCCUGCAGGCCCUGCUCUAUAGCUCAGAGACCCUCACACGGCCUAUGACUGCCCCCCAGUUGAGUCGCUGUGACCAGGGACACAAAGGUGCAACGACUGCCAACCACGCCAUGUCUGGAGGGCCCAACACCAGUCGCCUUGUGUCCGGCAUCAGGGACAACCUUCACCUGUUGGAGGAGGGCCAGGGGAUGCCUCGCGAGGAGCUGGACGAGCGUAUCGCCCGUGAGGAGUUUCGCCGGCCCCGGGAGUCCCUCCUGAACAUCUGCACUGAGUUCUACAAGCACUGCGGCCCGCGCCUCAAGAUCCUGCAGAACGUGGCCGAACCCCGUGUCACCGCCUUAGAGCUGCUGGACAUCAAAUCCCACAUGAGAUUGGCAGAGAUCGCUCACUCCCUCCUCAAGCUGGCCCCCUACGACAGCCUGACCAUGGAGAGCCGAGGCCUGCGGCGCUACGUCACUGGGAUGCUGCCCAUCACCGAUUGGUCGUCCGAGGCCGUGCGGCCCGCCCUCAUCCUCAUCCUGAAGCGGCUUGACCGCAUGUUCAACAAGAUCCACAAGAUGCCUACGCUCAGGAGACAGGUGGAGUGGGAGGCGGCCAGUAGUCUGAUUGAAGGUAUCUGUCUGACUCUCCAGCGUCAGCCAAUCAUCUCCUUCCUCCCUCACCUCCGCUCCCUCAUCAAUGUCUGUGUCAACCUGGUGAUGGGGGUAGUAGGCCCCUCCAGUGUGGCUGAUGGGCUGCCCCUGCUCCACCUGAGCCCGUAUCUGUCCCCACCUCUACCCUUCAGCACAGCAGUGGUCCGCCUGGUGGCUCUGCAGAUACAGGCUUUGAAGGAUGACUUCCCCCUGAGCCAUGUGAUCUCCCCCUUCACCAAUCAGGAGAGGCGAGAGGGCAUGCUGCUCAACCUGUUGAUUCCAUUCGUGCUGACAGUGGGUUCAGGGAGCAAAGACUCCCCACACCUGGAGCAGCCUGAGGUCUCUCUGCUCCUGCAGACGGUCAUCAACAUCCUCCUCCCCCCGCGCAUCAUCAGCACGUCCCGGACCAAGAACUUCAUGCUGGACACGUCCCCCGCCCACUGCUCCACCCCGGGGGACCAGGGCAAGGACCUGAGGAGAGAGGGCCUGGCCGAGUCCACCAGUCAGGCUGCAUACCUGGCUCUAAAGGUGGUGUUGGUUUGUUUUGAGCGGCAGCUGGGGAACCAGUGGUAUCGCCUCAGCCUGCAGGCCAAGGAGAUGUCUCUGAGGAAGGUGGGAGGCCUGGCCUUCUGGGACUUCAUAGAUUUCAUAGUGCGUACUCGGAUUCCCAUCUUCGUCCUGCUGCGUCCCUUUAUCCAGUGCAAGCUUCUGACCCAGCCAGCUGACUCCCAGGAGGAGAUCACGGCCCGCCACCACAUCGCUGACCAGCUGGAGCGUCGCUUCAUCCCCCGCCCCCUCUGCAAGAGCUCCCUGUUCGCAGAGUUCAACAACGAACUGAAGAUCCUCAAGGAGGCUGUGCACAGUGGCUCUGCGUACCAGGGCAAGACGUCCAUCAGCACAGUGGGCACGUCCACCUCUGCCUACCGCCUGUCGCUGGCCACCAUGUCCCGGUCCAACACGGGCACGGGCACGGUGUGGGAGCAGGAGAGUCAGCCGUCACGCCAGCCCUCUCAGGACACGCUAAGCCGCACCGACGAGGAUGACGAACAGGAGCAGGAAGAGAAUGACUCUAUCAGUAUUCCCAGUGUGGUGAGUGAACAUGAGGUCUUCCUGCCCAGGCUCAUCACCCAGCGACGCUUCUCUAGUCACGCCACGGGCAGCGCCCAGCCUGAACCCAGCACCCGCAGCACCAUGCUGCCCAGCCACAGUGAACCCAAUGUGCUAGAUGAGUCUCAAGGACUGGAAGAGGGUAACCUGUCUAGGGUGGCCAGUGUGCAGAGUGAACCAGGCCAGCAGAACCUCUUGAACCAACCUCCGCUGGGACGCAAUAGAGGACUGAGACAGGUGAGGACGCCCCUGCUGUCUCUUCCGAAGAGUGAGGCGCGAGGACCAGGUCGCUCUGGAGCCCGACUCUCCGCCACCCGCAGGAGCAUCCAGCCCAAGAACAAACCUCUGGAAACUUUAUUGGACUGCGAAGCAACCCACGGGUGGGACCAGAAGAGGGUGGUCACCUUCACAGAGGGCCAGCAGGCUCAGGCAAAGUCCCCCGACCCCGGUGGCGCCAAUGCGCCCCCAGAGGGCAGGAAGGCCAGCCCGGCCCCUCCAAUCGCUCCCCCUGCUGCCCCUGGGGCCUCAUCCUCGGCCACCGUCAAAGCUGACCUCCACAGCCCUGCCAAGAAACAGUUAUCGAUGGAGAGCAAGGAGAAACGAGAACAGUGGGGCCUCCGCAGCAGCCUCUCUCCUCGGCCCUCCAUCUCCCGCGCCUCCACCCCCACCCCACCCUCCUCCUACUCUCCUCUCCCUCCUCCACCUCUCCCCAUCUCCCGCGCCUCCACCCCCACCCCACCCUCCUCCUGCUCUCCUCUCCCUCCUCCACCUCUCCCCAUCUCCCGCGCCUCCACCCCCACCCCACCCUCCUCCUGCUCUCCUCUCCCUCAUCCACCUCUCUCCAUCUCUCGCACCUGUUCUCCCCUCCCCCCUCUGCCGAUCCUGGGGAUCCGACCCCCGCUCCCCCACCCACCUCUUCCAUCCUGGUCCGUCUUCCCAUCAGACCCCGAGAGCCCUGAGGACGAGGACACGACUGCCCUGCUGGGGAGGAACGCAGACACCCUCCUCCACAUUUCAGAGGACAAUGGGGGCACAGAGAACCCCCUGCUCGCCCCCUGCUCUCCCCCCGCCGCUUGCCCGCCCUGGCCCCACACCACUCCCCGCCCUGCCUCCCCGCCGCUCCCCCCUCCCCAUCUCCCCAGUCGACCUGGACCUGGAUGAGUCCCACGUCUGAGAAGCGUCCCUGUAACGUUUCAGUAACGUUUUGUUAACAUUUCAGUAACAAAACUCGUAACGUAACGUUAUAACUAGGGCCAGGAGUUUUUCCCUGACUGAACUUGCGUGACUGCACUA